This is a messenger RNA of Conger conger (European conger), 4692 nucleotides long. It is a transcript of the gene fbxl9, whose product is annotated as F-box and leucine rich repeat protein. Gene Ontology annotation, molecular function: protein binding. The record is from RefSeq and is a predicted model, not a curated record. Lineage: Eukaryota; Metazoa; Chordata; Actinopteri; Anguilliformes; Congridae. The transcript is spliced from 7 exons. Gene Ontology annotation, biological process: SCF-dependent proteasomal ubiquitin-dependent protein catabolic process. The coding region runs from base 430 to 2385 and encodes 651 amino acids. Gene Ontology annotation, cellular component: SCF ubiquitin ligase complex.
GUUAGGUAGCUUGCUAACCCAGCUAGGUAGUUGGGGCUUAGCUACGUAGCCAGCUGUAUGUUCGUCUAACGCAGCAUUCAUCCACAGGAUAGAAACAGGAACCGUACAAUAAAUAUUAAUUAUAAUGACCGGAAACGAGAUGGAUUUCUCAUAACAUCACCGAGAAGAAAAUCGUUAAUCGUUACGUUGGCCGCUGGGAAUAAAUGCUAGUAAAUUAACGCUACAGCUAAAUUAACGUUACUUCAUAAUAUUACAGUAUAGUAACGUAGAUAGCUAACUGCGUUCUGAUUAAUUUAUAGCUACCAACCCAUCUGGAAAAAAACAUCUCAAGCUAGGUUUUGAAACAGCUGGUUGCUGGUUGACCAGCUUCAUACUCAUGUUUUGACCAGAUCAAACUGUUAGCAGCAGCACCAACGUCGCUAGAUUUUUAUGCGAAUAACGGUAGUAACCAUGGAGACACCCGAUUUACCUGUUGAGAUAAUUACGUAUAUUUUGAGUUUCCUGCAAGUUCCAGACCGAAGUGAGGCGUCCAUGGUUUGCAGAAGUUGGUACAUUGCGAGCCAAGAUUACCAAUUCCAGAAGAACAUCACUUUCAAGGUUCCGGCCUCUUCAUCUUCCCUGGAUGUGAUCCGGGGGCUGGGAAGGCGCCCUCGCUGCGGCAUCAUCAUCAGCCAUCUGGACGGCUCCAGAGUGUCGCGGGAGGUGCUGGUGGAGGUGGGGGCGAGCUUGGGCCCCCGGCUGGAGUCUCUGUCUCUGCCCGGGAGUAGCGUGACCGAAUCGUCCCUGCUCAAUCUGCUGCCACACCUCACCGCCCUGCGCCAGCUGGACCUGCGCGGCCUGGACAGCCUGUUCAUGUCCGGCGCCUUCCUGUCCCGGGACGAGAGCCGGCGGCAGGUGCACGCGGCCCUGGGGCGCCUGGAGGAGCUGGACCUGUCGGACUUGCGCUACCUGUCCGACCUCACCUUCGCACGCCUCACCGGGUGCACCCCGCGGCUCCGCCGCCUGUCGCUGGCCGGCUGCCACAUCGCCUUCGAGUUCGACCCGUAUCGGGGGUGCGCCGCCGCGCCCCAGUCCUCCGCCCUGCUGUCGCUGCGGAACGUGCGCGCGCUGCUCAGCAACCAGGCCGCCACCCUGCGCGCGCUGGACCUGAGCCGCACCAGCGUCACGCCCGAGUCCCUCCGCUCCCUGGCCCAGGUGGACGGGCUGCGCCUUCUGGACCUGCGUCUCCGGGGCUGCAAGGAGCUGACAGACCGGGCGGUGGAGGCACUGUGCAAGCACCAGCCCGGCCUGCUCAGUCUGGACCUCACCGCCUGCACUGAGCUCACCAGCAGGGCGGCGCUGGCUGUGGCCUCGGGCUUGAAGAGCCUGCGGCACCUCUACCUGUCCGGCCUCUGGAGGCUGACGGACAGGGGCCUGGCGGAGUUGGCGGGGCUGAGGGACCUGCAGACGCUGGACCUGUCCGAGUGCCUCCACGUCAGCGGGGCAGAGCUGGUGAAGGGGCUCUCCUCCCCAGAGGGUGGGGCACACCUGACAUCCCUCAACUUCCACAGCUGCACCUACAUCAAAGACCUGACUGUGUUCUCAUUGGCCCAGCUGCUGGGCCCCAGUCUACAUGUGCUCGACCUCACUUCCUGUCUGUACCUGACGGACCUGAGUGUGCGUGCCAUCGCCACCUACCUGCAGUCUCUUGUGGUGCUGCGUCUGGGCUGGUGCAAGGAGGUCUCUGACUGGGGUCUGCUGGGGAUGCUGGAGCCCACUAAGGAACUCAACCCCGAUAAAGAGAUGGAGGACCAGGGCCCCAGCUUCACCCGCACGUUCGGGAACAUGGGGUUCUUCCGGCCCCCUCGAAUGCUGUUAGAAGAAAAGCCGCAACUGGUGACGGAGGAGGACCUGGGGACGUUUCGGGGGCAGGAGGGGGCCUCCCUGCUGGCCCUCAGGGGCCUCCAGGAGCUGGACCUGUCUGCCUGCUGCAAACUGACGGAUAGCAGCAUCACGCAGGUGCUGCGCUUCCCCGACCUGCGGAAGCUGUCACUCUGCAUGCUGCCGGAGAUGGGCGACGACAGCCUGGCGUCCGUCUCCCGGCACUGCCGCAGCCUCAGCAGCCUGUCCCUGUCCCACUGCCCGCGCCUGACGGACCAGGGCCUGGCUCGGGCCGCCCCGCACCUGCGCCGCCUGCGCCACCUCCACCUGGCCUGUUGCGGCCGGCUCACCGACAGGUCCUUGGCUGUCCUUGCUCAGAAUUGCAAGAACCUACAAACUCUGGACAUUUCCAUGUGCAAAGACAUCACCAUAGCAACAGUGGACCUGCUCCAAUCACAGCUGCCCUUCCUGGAGACCGUCCACUGCCGCUUUGUGGGAGGGGCCGAGCAAAACUUCACGUUUUGAGGACGUGGCAGUCACAGGUGUCACCGCGGGGUGCGGGAGCAAAACGGAUUCAUCGGCCGAGUACUUGCUCACUACUGCAUACUUAAACUGAGUACACUGGAUGAGAAAGUCGUCAAGUAGGCAAAUCGUUUCUCUAAAUGUAAGAUUAUAUAAGCGUUUCCAGGGUUUUCUGGGGUUUUUCAAAAUGACUACCAGACAUCCUGGACUGGGCGACCAGACCGGGCGACAUAUCCCCAAAGAUGGUACUGUAAAGGAGAAAGACCUGCCCAACCUUCAGUUUUGUACCUAACAAUCUAGGCUAUCCAACGACUCGUACGAAACCAAAAAGGACUCGAAACGUGCUGAUCAACAGCUCCUCAUAAGAAACGUUCCCAUUGGGAUCCAUUGUAAAACCAUGAGGUCCUCAUGAGUGGAUUUAAGCGUGGAGCAGUUUAGCCUCUACAUUGGACCUCUCUGUUGUUGCUCUCUUAUAUCCCCAUGCUAUUUUCCACAACACAUCUUGUCCUAAUGGUAAGCAGUAUGCUUAGUAGAUAUUUAGCACAUAUUUUGAGGACACAGUAGCCAUUUCGGACACGGCCCUAGCUUUAAAGAAUGGUAUUCACAGCAGUGCUGGAUGGGAGUUAAUCAUUUGAAAAAGUGGCUUUAUUUAAUCACUGUGUAUAUAAAUCUCAAGCUACAUUUUUAUGAAGGUAUAGCGAGGAUUUUAGUUUGGCUCCAGGCCACUGGCACUUUUUGUUUCCCAAAACCUACAGAGUGUUUUGAAGUACUCGGCUACCUCCAGAAAUACCCGUGUAGUGGAGAAACAGCUGAGGGGCUUCGUAGCAUCCAGCCUAUCGUGUACACACACUCCAGACAGGUGCUCAGUCACCUUUUCUCAGGUAAGGUGGCGGGUCGUGGUUCAGGCCACACCUUCUCUACACCUGCAUUUAAGUGGACCUUGCAUGUCCAAAUCACCACAGCUUUUUGUGUCCAUAACCUCAUGCCAAGUUAUUUGUGUGUGGUGGUAAAACAACACUGACAGUGUGCUUUUACUGUGAUAGUGGAGCUUAUUCAACACUGGGCGUUCUGCAGUGUGACAUGCUGAACAUAACAGCUGUCUAUGACGUGAGCUCCCUCCUAAGGUAGCGGCCUCAUGGAAACGGAACCUAUGAAGGCAGCGGAUUUGGGACGCGCUCUGAAGGCAGCACGAAGCCACAGCUCGUUCCCAUACGUCAGCAUCAGUGCUUACUGCCGUUAGCGGUUCAGCCUCCCGUUCGCGCUUCAGCCGCCCGUUGUCCCUGGAUUAGUUUUACGUUCAACUAACAACAUGACUAGUUCAGCCACUUUUUCAGCUGUAACCAGAAAUAAUGUUCAAAUAAAAAGUUCAAUGUUAGCUGUAAAAGAUUUUUAUUUUGAUAGCUGGACUGCCAAGUUAACACUACGUUCUGCGUGAUUACUAGAAGUUAGCGGGCUAAUUCAGGGAGAGUUCACCAAGGUUUCUAAACACUAAAUACGUUAUUCAGUUCAUUAAACAAUUAAAAUGUACUUUUAUAUAUAUAACUACAACAAAUGGAGUUCACUGUAUGAUUGCAUUUGUAAACUAACUCCUCCGCUGCCACCGCUUUACCGGAAUUAUUUUGACGUAUUUUACGUUUUCAUUUAACAUUAAAGGUACAAUAGGUAAUUUCUGACUCCUCUAAUGGUCAAGAGAGGAAUCGCAGGAACAAACACCCUGACACCACAACACUGUUUAUUCUCCCCCUUCUCUGUGAACACGCUGACGUUGAAACGCCAAUUGAAGGACUAUAAACACAGAGGGUUAGUCACCAUGUCAGUGAGCCUUUUUCAAUGAUAGGAAGGGAUUUACAAUGUUCUUGUAAUAAUGUUUUAACACAAAAAUCUUACCUAUUGUAUUUAAGUCAGUGAUAAUGGCAAAGACCUAUUGGAUAUCCUACACAGGAUACAUCGGAUGCUGCCUUCAAAUUUAAUCGAAAUAGGGCACCUUAGAAGGACAGUUUUCUGAUUACCUCGGUUUGGGAUAUGUCUAUGAAGGACGAGUGUGAAGAAUUAAAAUAGUGAAAAUGCUGGCUUAUAAUUCCAAGGCGGCUGAUUUCGUAUUGGGACGAUAUCAACUGCGCAUGGCAAGACGCUGUCCUUGUGACUGCUGUACAGAAAUGCUACAGUUGAUGAGGAGUUGUGGAUCAAACUGGCCAUUUGCAGAUAGGAGGAAGUAAUUUAGGCUAUUUAAUGAAACUUGAAUCAAAAAGCAAUUACAGAUGUAUUAAAGUCAAAUGUUAUUUUAUGAAUAAAAACUUAAUUUAUGAAAGA